Messenger RNA from Daucus carota subsp. sativus, 1119 nucleotides. RefSeq names its product NADH dehydrogenase [ubiquinone] flavoprotein 2, mitochondrial. Gene Ontology annotation, biological process: mitochondrial electron transport, NADH to ubiquinone. The record is from RefSeq and is a predicted model, not a curated record. NCBI's taxonomy places the organism in Eukaryota, Viridiplantae, Streptophyta, Magnoliopsida, Apiales, Apiaceae. Gene Ontology annotation, molecular function: NADH dehydrogenase activity. The transcript has 10 exons. The coding region runs from base 117 to 881 and encodes 254 amino acids.
CUGCGCACCCCCGUGUACACUAGCAUCCUCUCCAUCUCUCUCUCGUAUCUCUCUCGACACAGUCUCUCCCCAUCUCUCUCGAAUCUAUCUACAUCGGCCAAGAAGGAAGAGAGAAGAUGCUGAGACGACUCGCCACUCAGCGUCUAGUCCAGAUCCGCCAUGCUUUCAAUCCAACCUCUCAGACUUCUCGAUCCUUCUCAACUGCCUUAAAUUAUCACAUUGAUACACCUGAUAACAACACCGAGCUUCCCUGGGAAUUCAAUCCUAAAAACCAGGAAAAGGUCAAAGAAAUAUUAUCUCAUUAUCCUUCUAACUACAAGCAAUCUGCAGUCAUUCCUUUGUUGGAUCUUGCUCAGCAGCAACAUGGGGGAUGGCUUCCUGUGUCAGCAAUGAAUGCAGUGGCGAAGGUAAUUGAAGUUGCUCCUAUUCGUGUGUAUGAAGUUGCUACAUUCUAUUCGAUGUUCAACAGAGCAAAGGUGGGAAAGUACCACCUUUUAGUUUGUGGCACAACGCCGUGUAUGAUACGUGGCUCACGAGAUAUUGAAUCUGCAUUACUGAAGCACUUGGGGGUAAAACGCAACGAAGUAACAAAGGAUGGCUUGUUUUCUGUUGGAGAAAUGGAAUGCAUGGGAAGUUGUGUAAAUGCUCCCAUGAUAACUGUAGCUGACUAUUCCAAUGGUUCUGAAGGGUAUACCUAUGAUUACUAUGAAGAUCUUACUCCAGAGCGAGUUGUUGAGAUAGUUGAAGCUUUUAGAAGAGGGGAGAAGCCACCGCGUGGAACUCAGAAUAAUAAGCGCAUCAACUCUGGUCCAGAAGGAGGGAACACUUCGUUGUUAGGAGAGCCCAAGCCACCUCCAUGCCGAGAUCUAGAUGCAUGCUAAAAGUGAUCUUGUGUAAUGUCAUAAAUAAUUAACAGAGUAUGGACGGUCACAGGCACCUGUGGUUGAAAACUGUUGGCCGUCUUGUUAAAUGCUCACUGUUUUUUCACACCUUCACAGUUUUUGAUUUGUAGUUGGUUUAAACAAACAAUUAAGCUCGCUUGUUAAAUGAGCUAUUCUUUUACUUGUAUCAGAAAGUCUUGAUGUUGAUGAAAUCUAUGGACUCUGUUUAUGUUGUUCA